AUGAGCAACCAGCCGGAACCUUCGUCCGGCCCCCUGCAGCCGCAACAGCAGAAGAGACGAGGUAUCUUGCCACCAGAGAUUAUAGACCUCAUCGUGGCGCCCGUCAAAGUUGGCUCUUUCACCGGCGCUGCUGGAGUGCUAGCCGGUGUUGCUGGCGCCAUUGCACGGGACACCAGUCCUGUAGCCAGUGGUGCUGUAACUGGAUUUCAAUGGUUUGCCUUGGGAGGGAGCUUCUGGUUUACUAGAUCUAUGACGGUCAGGGCAAUGGGAGGCGACCAACAGUUGAGGCCAGUCGACAAAACCAUAGCGAGCACCAUAGGCGGAUCAGCAGCCGGUGCAGUAGCCGGAUUGAUACGGGGCCCAGGGAAGAUUCUACCUGCCAUGGCCAUGUGGGGAGUGCUGGGAGCAGGCGGGCAGAUAGUUGCCAAUGGCAUGAGCAACAGGAAGCCGAAAGUCAAGGACGAGAAUGAUAGCUGGCUUCGGUCGAACUGGAGCCCGCUCAGGAAACUCACAGAUCAGGAGUACAUCGACAUGAUGGAAGAGAAAAUCCUCAGAGUCGAUGCAGACAUUGCCCUGAUUGACGACAGGAUCGCCGAGCUAAGGUCUAUUGAUCAGAAAGCUAAAAACGAAAAUAAGACAUGA
Messenger RNA from Trichoderma breve, 642 nucleotides. RefSeq lists its product as uncharacterized. NCBI's taxonomy places the organism in Eukaryota, Fungi, Ascomycota, Sordariomycetes, Hypocreales, Hypocreaceae. The transcript has 4 exons. Bases 1 to 642 code for a protein of 213 amino acids. The record is from RefSeq and is a predicted model, not a curated record.